This is a messenger RNA of Saxophila tyrrhenica, 432 nucleotides long. RefSeq lists its product as uncharacterized. The transcript has a single exon. The record is from RefSeq and is a predicted model, not a curated record. The coding region runs from base 1 to 432 and encodes 143 amino acids. NCBI's taxonomy places the organism in Eukaryota, Fungi, Ascomycota, Dothideomycetes, Mycosphaerellales, Extremaceae.
AUGCGCAACGCAGCCGUCAUCACCUCCGCCCUCUCCCUCCUCGCGGCCAGCGCCUCCGCGCGCAUCAUCGCCAUCGCCGCACCCAGGACAGUCGCCGCAGGCUCCACGGUGGUCUUACAAAUCAUCGCCGAAGACGACAUCCAAGCGAACCAAGACGUCGCCAUCUCCUUCGGCCUCGAGUCCGGCAAAGCCAUUCCGAACUCGCUGGGCCAGCUCUUGACGUCGAAGUUCUUGGGUCCGGAUAUGAGCAACAUCGCCGACAACUUCACCGCUCACGUAGAGAUUCCGGCGUCGAUGCCGAAGGGCAAGGCUGCUCUGACGGCGUUCUUGUUUUCGCUGGACGGUGCUGCGUAUGAGCCGAACACGGAGACUUUCGAGCUCAUAACUACGGUUGGGAAGUUCACGUCGUCGGAGUAUGUGAGGAGUGGCUAG